AUGGUGAAGCAAAGAACGUCAAAAUUCCAGGACGGACGUGGCACUAUCCCUGAAGAACCAGCAAUGAGCCGGUCUCUGCAUAUUUGGAAAGAGGUUUCCAGAGCCUUGGUUCUCCCUAUCCUCGCCGCAGCUUACUCCAGAGUAUCUCUUUUGGCUCUGGCACCUGUUUAUGGAUCAACGCCAUCACGCGUAUGGCAUGAUGUUCUAUGCAACACCGCUAUCUUAGCAGGGUCUUUUUCACCCGAAUCUCUCAGAAAGAUCGAAAACAUCCUUCCAGGGCUCGCAUUAUCAAUCCCUGUCUUUCAAAGUUUCCUCUUUCAACGGAGCUCUUUGUUUGGCAACCCGACUGGACCGGUGUUGACUGAAUUGAUGACGAUCUUCCCGUUCCUGUUGUUUUCAACAUCAUCCUAUUUGAAACGUAUUGAACGGCUAAACCUGGGCCAGAGACAUCUGCUCCUUACGGGAUGUAUUUUUGCAUUGUACGGAGUCCUUGCGUUCAGACUGGCUGAUACAGCAAUUCAGUCUUUGUUACCAGCGUAUAUCGGAUCGACCGUCUGGAUGACAACUUUCGGUAUGCAAAGCAUCAUCGCACUUCUCUACGCAAUAAAUUUCUCCUCGUAUUUGUCCUGGGGGCUUUUUAUUUUAUCGACCACUUACCUCUUCAUAACGGCGGAUCCGAAUAUACUAUUUGUGCAUGCAGCAACCCGGGUCAACUCAACCUUACAUGGGGUGGGCUACAGUCUAGUUGACCGACAGGAGUCACUGACUGGCUACAUAUCUGUACUGGAUAAUGUUGAGCUCGGUUUUCGUGCCAUGAGAUGCGAUCAUAGUCUAUUGGGAGGAGAAUGGACUCAUCGACCGUCACAUUAUAAUCCUCGGGUAUCAGACCCGAUUUAUGCCGUUUUCACUAUGCUCGAGGCAGUCCGGCUGGUUGAAUCUGAUCCUGAAUUGCCAAAAAAAGAGGAUAAGGAUAGAAAUGCACUUGUCAUCGGACUCGGAAUAGGCACGACACCAGCUGCCCUAAUUCAGCACGGAAUAGAAACGACUAUAGUCGAAAUCGACCCGGUCGUUUACAGAUUUGCAGUUCAACACUUUCACUUUCCGCCAAAUCACACGGCAGUCAUUGACAAUGCAAUUUCAUUCGUCGAGACGGCACGACACGAAUCGAAAAAGUACGAUUAUAUCAUCCAUGAUGUUUUCACGGGUGGUGUCGAGCCAAUUGAACUAUUUACUCUGGAGUUUAUCCAAGGGCUUGAAGCACUACUUGCAGAAGACGGCGUUGUUGCAAUUAACUACGCCGGGGAUAUUUCCCUGCCCGGAGCAGGAGUAGUCAUUCGCACAAUAAAAGCAGUUUUUCCAGAGUGUCGCAUAUUCCGUGAAAACGACGGCUCAGAACUACCGGCAGAAGAGUCCUUCGACUUUAUCAACAUGGUUGUCUUUUGCAAGAAGAAUCGCACAUCUCCAUUAACUUUCAGACUACCGAACGAGGAGGACUAUCUUGGUAGUCAGGCUAGAAAGUCGUACAUGUAUCCACGACGUGAGAUUGAUUCCAGAAUAUUCGACAUUGGGGAUGAUUCAACGGAUCAGCGUAUUUUAGAAGUUGGAAAUACGAGUAUCCUAGAGGCAAGCCACAUUCCGAACGCUAUUGGGCAUUGGAAUAUCAUGAGAGAUGUACUUCCGGCUAAGGUAUGGGAGAAUUUCUAG
This is a messenger RNA of Talaromyces marneffei, 1704 nucleotides long. RefSeq lists its product as uncharacterized. The transcript is spliced from 3 exons. Gene Ontology annotation, biological process: polyamine biosynthetic process. Lineage: Eukaryota; Fungi; Ascomycota; Eurotiomycetes; Eurotiales; Trichocomaceae. The record is from RefSeq and is a predicted model, not a curated record. Bases 1 to 1704 code for a protein of 567 amino acids.